CCCUCACUACUCGCCGUUUCAAAAUGCUGCUGAGGCCUUAGGGCCUGUGACUGACGCCCCCUCCCCCCCCCCGGGCUCGGCGGGGGAGCGACUCAUGGAGCGGCCUUAAGAUUUAUCAGCAGACGACAAUUUCUUCACUGCCAAAAUGACAUCAUUUUCCACCUCUGCCCAGUGUUCAACUUCUGACAGUGCUUGCAGGAUCUCUCCAGAACAAACCAAUCAGGUACGACCAAAACAGCCACUUUUGAAGAUUUUGCAGGCGGCAGGUGCACAAGGUGAAAUGUUCACUGUUAAAGAGGUCAUGCACUAUCUAGGCCAGUAUAUAAUGGUGAAGCAGCUUUAUGAUCAGCAGGAGCAGCAUAUGGUGUAUUGUGGUGGAGAUCUUUUGGGAGAACUACUAGGACGUCAGAGCUUCUCCGUGAAAGAUCCAAGCCCUCUCUAUGAUAUGCUAAGAAAGAAUCUUGUCACUUUAGCCUCUGCUACUACAGAUGCCGCUCAGACUCUCGCUCUCGCACAGGAUCACAGUAUGGAUAUUCCAAGUCAAGACCAACUGAAGCAAAGUGCAGAAGAAAGUUCCAGUUCCAGGAAAAGAACGGAAGAAGGCAAUAUUCCUACACUGCCUACCUCACAACAUAAAUGCAGAAAUUCUAGAGAAGAUGAAGACUUCAUAAAAAACUUAACGCAAGAUGAGACAUCUAAGCUGGACCUUGGGUUUGAGGAGUGGGAUGUAGCUGGGCUGCCUUGGUGGUUUUUAGGAAACCUGAGGAGCAACUAUACACCUAGAAGUAAUGGCUCGACUGAUUUACAGACAAAUCAGGAUAUAGGUACUGCCAUUGUUUCAGACACCACAGAUGAUUUGUGGUUUUUGAAUGAGUCUGUAUCAGAGCAAUUUGGUGUGGGAAUAAAAGUUGAAGCUGCAGACACUGAACAAACAAGUGAAGAAGUAGGAAAAGUAAGAGACAAAAAGGUGGUUGAAGUGGGAAAAAAUGAUGACCUUGAGGACUCUAAGUCCCUCAGUGAUGAUACUGAUGUAGAAGUUACCUCCGAGGAUGAGUGGCAGUGUACUGAGUGCAAGAAAUUUAACUCUCCAAGCAAGAGGUACUGUUUUCGUUGCUGGGCGUUGAGGAAGGAUUGGUAUUCGGAUUGUUCUAAGUUAACCCAUUCUCUCUCCACGUCUGAUAUCACUGCCAUACCUGAAAAGAAGGAAAAUGAAGGAAUUGACGUGCCUGAUUGCCGAAGAACCAUAUCAGCUCCAGUUGUUAGACCUAAAGAUGUAUAUACAAAGGAAGAAAAAAACCCCAAACUUUUUGAUCCCUGCAGCUCAGUGGAAUUCUUGGAUUUGGCCCACAGUUCGGAAAGCCAGGAAACCAUAUCAAGCAUGGGAGAACAAUCAGAUAACCUUUUCGAACAGAGAACAGAUACAGAAAACAUGGAGGAUUGCCAGAAUCUCUUGAAGCCAUGUAGUCUGUGUGAGAAAAGACCACGAGAUGGGAACAUUAUUCAUGGGAGGACAGGGCAUCUUGUCACUUGUUUUCACUGUGCCAGAAGAUUGAAGAAGGCUGGGGCUUCAUGCCCUAUUUGCAAGAAAGAGAUUCAGUUGGUUAUUAAGGUUUUUAUAGCAUAGCUGACUCCAUGAAUUGCAGAGAAAUAUUAACGGGCUACGUAUGUAUCAAAAUGUCAGUAUUGAGCAUCUCCACUCGGUGUAACCCACUGCAUCUGUUUAUUUAUUUAUGUAAACAUCCGUGUGUCACAACAUUUUUCUUUCUACACUUAGAGGGAAUUUGAGAAUAAGUUCUUUAGAACUAGAUUAUCAAUUUGGGGCACUCCCAUUAGUAUGAAAAGGUGCGUUAAUCACUUCAUUCUCUCUUUAAAGAUGAGGAUCUGGGAGAAAGCAACUGUCAGUACAAACAAAAGUACUUUAAUUCGUUCACUUACCCAGUUACUUGAAGAUUUAGUAUUUCUUCAAUUAAUUUUAUUCCCUAUUCUUUUUUUCUGUUAGGGAGUGUUCUUAGGCAUCAAGAUCCAAGGUGGCUUUUAGAAAAAUAUUAGAGCUAACAAUGAAAAAAACAUAAGUAAUUUGAUUAGUCAAGCUGUGUAAUGCUAUAGAUCACUUUAUGGUUGCAAUCAGGCCACACAAUUCAGAUAAGCCAAAAGAAAAGUCUUGAGAAACAAGAGCAUUUUGCUAACAUACCCCUGAAAGAAUUUUGAAAAACUAUAUAUAACCUUUUGCACAUUUUACACCUUGGGGUAUGAUUAGCAAACAAAGUGUUCCCUUAUGGUGAGUUGUAGACAUCUGAGUAGCCAGCCUAAAACAAGCUACUCUAAGGGGACGGUUUCUGUCCCUUGUGCCCCUUUCCAAGCAGUUCCUUCUCCAUUUCAUGGCUCUCAUUCUCAGUUAGUUUUCCUUUUGCACAUGUUUAAUGUGACAUCUAAAUUUUAAAAAUUAAGUACUUACAAAGGAUACCCUAUCCAAUAUAUUGUAUAUGUGCCUUAAAAAUAUUUUUCUCAAAGCCUUGGAGCUGUAUAUUUAGCUGAUUAAAUUUAUAGGAGAAGUCCUGUCAUAUAAAGUAGCAAAGCCUGUUCUCAUAUUAAAAUUCACCAGCCGAAUCAGAUUUCAUUUUCAGUCAGAAAAUGUUUGACUUUAUUUUUAAUUCAGAUAAAUGCAUUAACACAUUUCUGGCACAAGCUUCUCAAUUAUAGUUCUAAGAUAGAUGAGGUGCAGAGUUUUUAACCGAAGCUCUCUUUGCUUUACUCUGUCCUCAUUGUCCCUUGAGAAUUUUCUGGGGUUUUUUUUUUUUAUUGUUGUUCUUUUGUUUGAUGCCUCCAGAGGUUUUUUGCAUUCUGAGGCAAUGCCCCGUAGUAAGAUUCUAGAUGGGUAUGAGUCAGCCUUUCUUUUGGAAAUAGGGAGUAUGGCAGUUGUGAAAAUGAAAGUAAGUAAAGAAAAAUGUUAGAUCUGAAGAAGCCUUAUCUGAGCACAUACAUCUUAGGGCAAUACAUAUGGAAAUUGAAGAUCUUUAAGCUGAUGUCCUUAUACAUAUUCCUGUCUGCUUUCCCCAUGGAAAAAAUCUUGAUGUAUGCCCAGGGGUUUGCAUAUGAGAUUUUGAAGACCAUGGCCCUAGAAUUAACAAAUUUACUGAUCAUAAAAAUCACCUCAGUUGCUUGUUAAGAAAAGCCCAAGUCAAAAAAAAAAAAAAGAAAACAAACAAAUUUAAACAACAGCCCUGUUUCCCCCCGUGAGGGGUUUCUUUCCACUAGAACAUGUGUUCUGGAAGCUGGUAAAUGGUCCACAGACCACACUUUGGGAAGCCCUGCCCUGGAAGGAAGGGUUUUCCCAGUUACAAGAAGUACAAUGAACAAGAUUGCUUUUAGCAUCAUAUUUAAUUUCUUGAGGGGGAGUUUUGUUAAAAGUUCUAGAAGUUUAAAACUAGAAUGCACUCUUAAACUCAACCCUUGUUAUUUUGCACUUCAGGCUAAAAGGUAAAUGACAGCCAAGAGUCACAGCUAGUGAUGCAACUGUUACUAGAAUCCAAGUCCCUUGUAGUAAAUCCCGAAACCAUGCUCACUUUCUUCUCAUUAUUUGUUAACUAUUUAAAGGGUGAUGCUUGUGGAAUUUGGGUUCAAGGUGCUCAUCAUCUUAAAAUCUUGCAGAAUAUGACUUGCAGCCAAAGUAGGACUUUAGAGAGAAUGACUUUUAACCCUUUCUCCCCAAAGACAAAAGGCCCAGUAAAUAUCAGCCUUUCUUUUUUUUUUUUUUUUUUUUAAAGAUU
Messenger RNA from Leptonychotes weddellii (Weddell seal), 3767 nucleotides. RefSeq names its product MDM4 regulator of p53 (gene MDM4). Gene Ontology annotation, biological process: regulation of cell cycle; cell cycle; protein ubiquitination. NCBI's taxonomy places the organism in Eukaryota, Metazoa, Chordata, Mammalia, Carnivora, Phocidae. Gene Ontology annotation, cellular component: nucleus. The record is from RefSeq and is a predicted model, not a curated record. Gene Ontology annotation, molecular function: p53 binding; ubiquitin protein ligase activity.